AAAUUCUACUUCUAGUUACUCUCUUCUGGUUUCACUGAAAGAGUCCAUCACCAACAGUUCUGUGUUGUUGAAUUAGUUCUAUGAUGAUGGGUUGCUGCUUUAGUGCAAAGGUCAAAGCUGAGAGUCCUACACAUAAUGGUUUGAAUUCAAAGGUUGGUGGAAGAGAAGAGGAUGUUUCGAGCGGUUUAAGCAGAAAGGCAUCUUCUCCACAUUUGCUUUUAACUUCUAGGACUGAGGGUGAGAUAUUGCAAUCCAUCAAUUUGAAGUCUUUCACAAUCAAUGAAAUAAGAACCGCGACAAGGAACUUUCGUCCAGAUAGUAUGGUCGGUGAAGGUGGAUUUGGUUCCGUAUUUAAGGGUUGGAUCGAUGAGCACACACUAGCCCCUACUAAACCAGGUACUGGUUUUGUCAUUGCUGUCAAGAGGCUUAACCAAGAAAGCAGUCAGGGGCAUAUUGAAUGGUUGACAGAAAUCAAUUACCUUGGACAGCUUCGUCAUCCUAAUCUUGUGAAAUUGGUUGGUUACUGCUUAGAAGAUGACUACCGGAUUUUGGUAUAUGAAUUUGUGACAAAAGGAAGUUUGGAUAAUCAUUUGUUUAGAAGAGCUUCUUACUUUCAGCCACUCUCUUGGAAAAUCCGAAUGAAGAUAGCUCUUGAUUCUGCUAAGGGACUUGCAUUUCUUCACAGUGAUGAAGUCGAAGUGAUAUAUCGAGACUUCAAAACUUCUAAUAUCUUGAUUGAUUCUGACUAUAAUGCAAAACUCUCCGAUUUUGGGAUGGCAAAAGAUGGACCGGAAGGUGGUAAGAGCCAUGUCUCUACAAGGGUAAUGGGCACCCCUGGUUAUGCAGCACCUGAGUAUCUAGCAACAGGUCACCUGACCAAAAAGAGCGAUGUAUACAGUUUUGGAGUCGUUCUUUUAGAAAUUAUGUCAGGCAAACGUGUAUUGGAUAAAAACAGGCCAACUAAGGAGCAUAAUUUAGUUGAAUGGGCGAAACCUUUACUUAUCAGUAAACGCAAAAUAUUUCAAGUCAUGGAUGCUCGUAUUGAAGGUCAAUACUCGACGCGUGAAGCAAUGAAAGUAGCUCAGAUUGCAAUGCAAUGUAUGUCGGUAGAACAAAAAUAUAGACCAAACAUUGAUGAGGUGGUGAGAUCAUUGGAACAACUUCAGGAUCUCAAUGACAAAACAAAUGGUAUUAGUUCAAGCAGCAGCGGUUUAGAUCAGCUUGGAAAAAGUGUCGAUGAAUCACUAACCGGAGAAGGUAGUUCUAAUAUAAGUUCAUCUGCUUCUCCUCUUCGAUCUUCAUAAGUAGAAGAAGAAAUUUUUGGACAUAUUACAUAUACCUCUGACAUUAUACAUAUAUAACUAUACAUUAUGUUAAAGAAUAUAUAUAUAGAUAUUGUGCUUCCUAUAUUUAUGAA
Trifolium pratense (red clover) is the source of this 1417-nucleotide messenger RNA. Its product is annotated as receptor-like cytoplasmic kinase 176. Gene Ontology annotation, biological process: protein phosphorylation. The transcript has 6 exons. The record is from RefSeq and is a predicted model, not a curated record. NCBI's taxonomy places the organism in Eukaryota, Viridiplantae, Streptophyta, Magnoliopsida, Fabales, Fabaceae. Gene Ontology annotation, molecular function: protein kinase activity; ATP binding. Bases 81 to 1304 code for a protein of 407 amino acids.